This is a messenger RNA of Paramecium tetraurelia, 1695 nucleotides long. RefSeq lists its product as uncharacterized. NCBI's taxonomy places the organism in Eukaryota, Ciliophora, Oligohymenophorea, Peniculida, Parameciidae. The transcript has 6 exons. The record is from RefSeq and is a predicted model, not a curated record.
AUGAAUUCUGAAGUCUAAGACAUUAUAGAUUUAUAUUAGUAGAUAGUUUCCAAUUUAGAUUAGGAUCCACAACGCGAUGUCACUAUAGAAUAACUAAAAAAUGAAAGAAAUUAUUGCACAAUAUUUAGAAUCAUGUUUCCAUUUCUAGAGAAGGAAAUUGAUAAUAUUCAAAAAGAAAGAAAUCCAACAGGGGAAAAGUUGUAAGGACUAAUCGAAUUUUUAUCUUAUCCAGUUUUGACAAUGGAUUUGUCACAUAUCAGUGGUCAUUCAAUUGCUUAAGGAGAUUUGAGGCACCUUUAUAACUUUUUAUAAAUCUUGCUUGAACUAUCGAAGCUUUAUAAGGAUUAAGUUUAAAAUCCCGGAUCGAAUUUAUCAAGUUAACAAAAUUCCUAAUUGAACAAUUCAAAUCCACACGAACGAUAAUUUGAUUCCUUUAAUGAUAAUCCUGGGUAUGAGGAAUCAUCUGAAGGGGAUGGUGGAAAUAAGUAAACCUAAUAAAUAAAAAGGAUUAAAUCCUAAAAAGACUUGAAAUAGUCUGGAGAUAAAGAUAAGAAUGCCACAAUUAAGAAUUUACAAUAAAAUAACCAAAAAAAAACUUCAACUAAAGUUCCUAAUUCAAAGGAAAAUCAGUUAAAAGCAAUUAGCAAUAAUUUAUUACCUGUUACACCUAAUUAUAAUAGAGAAUUAUUACACAAGAUCCAAAUUUGCCUGUUAAAUACAAGAAGUAACAAUAAUAAUAGCAGGGUUAAAGGACUUCAUAAACAAAUAAAUCACAAAAAAAUACAAAGCAUCCCUAAGAUGAAGAAUAUUAGUGAUAUAGAUUAUGAUUUCUUGUAAUAACAUGAUGAAGAGGAAAUCAAUCAAUUAGAAGAUGAUGAUCCAAUAAAAGCUAAAUAUUAAAGAGAAUAAUAGAAGGACAAUAUCCGAAAAUUAUUGUAAGAAAAAGAAGGUGAGGAAUAAGGCGAAUAACCAGAAAUUGAUAAUUUCAUAGACUUUUAAAUUUAAGUCAUUAAGGAAUCAUUAGCUAAAAUGAAGAGUUAACCUCCAAGUGAUGAAAAGGAAACUAUUGAAAAAAUCAUUAAAAAUAGAAAUUAAUAUAAAGAAUUUUUAAAAGAUUAUCUUAAGACUUAUCAAUAAAAAUAAAAGAAAUAAGAAUCCUUAUAAAAUAAAUCAAUGCGAAGUUAAAAAUAACUCACUAAAAUGAAUCAAAAAAAGAAAGAUGAUUUAAAAAAAGAAUUUGAAAAUGAACAUUUGUCAAUGUAUUAUAAAUUAAGAGAUGAAAAAUUAAAUUAUUUAAGAAAAAUUCAUCGAAUCAUCUUUGAAUUAGAAAAAAGAAAGAUUAUUGAUGAGAAGAAGGAUCAUCUAUAAGUGAGAAGAUAAUAAAAUAUAAUUACUAGAAAUGCACUAGCAUCUGUGGAGAAUGCCUAUAAUGAUAAGAUUUCUAUGCUAAAAGAAAAACUAUAAAAUGAGCGAAAGGAAAGACAUGUUGCAGGAGUCGCAUAGAAAUAGGUAAAUUAAUUUUUGAUGAUUUUUAAGAUUCUAUCUAAAUUAGAGAAGGAGUUAAGAGAUGAGAAGAUUAAAUAAAUUUAAGAGUUGAAAGAUAUUUGGAGAUAGGAAAAAGAAAGAUUCGAUUAUUUAAUGAAAGAUGAUGGGGAAUUAGAAAAGAGAAUUCUUUAAAUUUACAAAAAAUAUUGA